UCAUUCGUGAUGUGAUGUUCGCGCAAUUUCCAUUCUUUUCUCGUGAAUGUUAUCACCAUUUAUUUGUAUUUGCUCGGACUUUCAACUAUCCAUUAUCUAUGAUUAUUCGUUUCUUUAAAAUCCUACCGUCAUGACAUUAAGGACUAACAGAUCAGCUCAUGAUUUAUGAGUUUUCGCAUUUUUCCAUUAUCCCAGUGCUGUACUACUCAUGAAUCCGAUCAGUUUUGUGCCAAAGUUAUAGCUUCAAGUUACCAAUUACGUCUCCUAGUUUUUAUCAUCCUAAAUUUUCAGGGGCUUGUGUCAGAGCCUCUUCUUUGUCAACAAUGUUUUUUCUAAUGGCGAUUCUCAACAUCCAAUCUUUCUUCUGUAGACUUAUCGUUGCGGUUCUCAAUUACUUUUGAAGUGAGCAUGAAGCAAUGCUCCUCCGCCAGCUCUGCUGCUUGUUCCUGUAAUAUCUUUUGAAAUUCAAACGUUAUUCAAAUUGUCCCUGAACAGUUGGCUGUGACGUCACUAUGUCUGUUUUUAAGGGCGAGCUCCAUGAACCGGAAUUGAAGUACAUCUGUGUGGAUUAUUUUUGUAAACCAAAGAGCCGUGACGCUUCUACAUUUUUUUUAUCGCACUGUCAUGCAGAUCACAUGAAAGGACUUUAUUCCUCAAGAUACUGGAAUGACCAGUAUAUCAAUGAUUUGUUCAAAAAGUCGCCAGAAGCAACUUUGUACUGUUCUCCAAUCACAGCUCUUUUUGUGCGAAACAAUCCAAAAAUUAGAAUUCCUGAGGAUCGAGUUCAGGCACUGGAAAUCGGGAAACAUGAGUCAAUUUGCGUUUGGCCCAACCAAGAGGAUGCAGGUAGUGUUGAGCCUUAUCAUGUGGAUGUAACUUUGCUUCCCGCUGGUCACUGUCCAGGUUCUGUCAUGUUCUUAUUUGAGCUCCCCCAUCUAAGAGUCCUUUUCACUGGCGAUUUUCGUGCAGAUGCAAAGCAAAUAUCAGCACUGAAAGCUCUGCAUUUCUCAGAUAAUCUACGCAAAGAUCUAGAUGUUGUAUACUUGGAUAAUACCUUUUACUCACCUAUUUACGAAGCUUUCCCUUCACGCAAAGAGUCUUUGGAUGCCUUAAAAGAACUUAUCAAAGAUUGGAUUGAGUUCAGGAAAGAUAGGCUUAUUAAACUAACGACCUCAGCAAGAUUUGGUUCAGAAUUCCUCUUCGAAAGCCUGAGCAAACAUUUUGGGAAAAUACACGUUGAAAAGGAUGAGUAUUACAAUUUUUAUCAACACAUUCCUCAACUGAAGGAGACAGUGACUCCUCACGAAAAAGAAUCUGGACCUAUCCAUUCCUGCUUUAGUUACUCUACUAGCUCAUGUUGUGAUGUAGUUAAAAGAGGCUCUGCCAAUGUAAGGGCAAUUAAACCUUGUGCAUUGUCCUUUAGAGCUGAACUACUCGCCAAACAGGGUAACGUAGUUCGCGAUAACAGAGGAGUUUUUAAAGUUGUAUACUCUUGUCACAGCUCCUAUUCAGAAAUCAAAGGCAUAUUGGACUAUCUGAAUCCUAGAAAAGUUCACUUUAUCACAUCAACCCAAUCUAAGGAAUACAAGUAUAAUGAUUCUGAAUCGGAUAUUGAAGAAGAAAACUCUCCAGAUCUGGCACCGAAGAAGUUCAAAGGAAACUGUUCUGGGCCAACGAAGCUUCGAUUAUUUCAGCCUGUUGAGUGUGUAGAUAACCUCUCCUCAUGUUCUGAAAAAGAGGAGUCAUCCAGUCAAGAAUUAUCUCAAAACUCUCUCUCCUAGCAGUAACUUUUUUUAAGUUAAGUAAAGUUAAGAGUUAAAAGUCACUAGUAAAUUUAUCAGUCAUCCAUUCAAAAUCAGUUUUAUGCCAUAAUGCUCAUCUUGAUUGAUUUCAAACGUUCUACAUUUUGCACUGCCAUGCUAAGGGGAAACGCCGUAUGAACAUUUAGAAGUUGCCAAACGUCCUCCAAUAAAAUGUUUAUUUUUGAGUAGAAUGAUAAAAUCUCUUGAGAUUUUCAGAUAGGUUAAAGCUGAUAUCCUAGGACCGAGUACAUCUAUAAUGGACACGACCCUCUCUCUCGAAAAAAUUGAGUUAAGAAUGUUUUCGAGUUCCACUAGUCGUUUAUAUUUUCCUGCCAAAAACUCAAAGUCGACAAAAAAAAUCAGUCUGUGCUAAGGGGGGUUAAAGUUUAUUUUGUACAUUGAGCCUUAUGGGGAAAUAAAACUUCUAACCUCUUUUUCUCAGUUUCAACUUCAUAUGGGUUAGGACCUCCCUGUUAAACUUGGUCCGAAUAAAGUGCUCUGAUAAAGUCGAGGAAGAAUAUUCAUAUAUUUUCCUGAGAAUUCAUACUUUAUUGAUGGUAAUUUGACAACGUCUGAAGGCUUGUAUGGCGUUUUUCCUCUAUAUGUGCAGGAAUAAUGGACAACACGACUAAGUAUGAAUGUAAGCAAUAUGAUGCGUGUUUUCUUAUCAAAAUUUCACUUAGAACAGGAUUUGUGCAACGAAAAUUAUUGAAAGUAACAAGCAAUCAUGAUAUUAACAUUUUCCGAUGUAUGAAUGUGGAUUUCCUGUUUCCAUAAUAUAAACCAUAAAAACCAUAAAACCAUAAGAACCAUAAUAUUCUCGAGUCAAUUGCACACUAAAGGCUACCGUAACAGCCUCUGCAGUAUGGAAGUAUGGACAGGGAAGGAACAUUAUUCCACUAUGAAGCCUGGCAAAACCCUCAAAGUAUAGGAUUUGAUUCUCGUAAACUCUGGUUUUUCUUGUGAGCAGGAAAUUCUAAUUAAUCUAGUUCAGUGCUAAAUACAUGAAAACGUUAAUAUCCUGAUUAGGAGUUCAUUUUGACAAUUUUGGUCUGGAAAGUAGUGCAUUUUGUGUGUUAUUAAUAGGCUAUUUAAAUGAACAGCAUGUAUGAAGGAGCAUUGAAGGCAAGACAUUCCAUUUUAAUAAUUAAUUUUUGUUGCGCAAAUAGCAUUCCUCAAGGAAAUUUUGAAGAGGAAAUAUUUAUCAGAAUACAUACUUAAAUUCGCACCUUAUCUAGUGGUCCAUCGUGGGAAGUUGAGCUCUCAUAACUCAUUUAAGUUGACUAGAAUAUUGUAGUUACCUCCCAUCUAUUAAUAAAAGUUAAAGCAAGUACACAAUGAUCAACCAUCAUUUUUAAACAAGCUCAGAAACACUUUACCAGUAUUUAGGAAGUAGACCUAAGAAAUGUGAUUGUUGAUCUAUCUCAAGUAUUAAAUGAUAAAUCUAUGAAUUCCUUAUAUCGUAUCGCAGAGUGAAAGGGAUGACCUUAUUUUACAUAAUAUCAGAGGGUAAAACAUUUUGAGGAAUAUUUUAGAGAGACAAAAUGAACUAUCAUCACCGUUCUCUUAAAACCUUUUUAACUGAAUCUAGUUUCUCAUAUUAUCAAUGUCAUUUUAUCAGUUCGUUUUCAUGUCUUAUUUUUGAUAUAAGUACCUCUCCAGUUUCAUUUUAAAUUGGAACAUUUGAUUUAAGCACUGUUCAAAGUGUGGUUUUACAUGUUUAAACAGAGAUGUAUGAAUGAAUACCUAGUCGCUUUUAUCUGUUGAAUUGUUCUUAAUUUACCAAAAUUAACAUAUGAAUUUUGUGUGCAUGUUCUUUUUAUGCAGCCAAUAUUUUGCUAGACCAAAGUUUCAUAAAUUUUUUUAAGCUGCCCACCUAAUUUUUAAUUUGGUUUUCCGAUCCUUUCUAAUUUUAGAAUUGGGAAUUUUUAGAUGCAUGUGUAACAAUUUUCUUGCAGGUACCUGUAAAAAAAAAAAUGCUCAAGAAAGAUAAUUGAAUUGUCCAAAGUAGUGUAAGAUAGUACCUAUGAAAUGUCUUAAUUUGUUUUGAUAGGUGAAUUAAAGGUAAAUUGUUAAACCCUAA
This is a messenger RNA of Bemisia tabaci, 3885 nucleotides long. Its product is annotated as protein artemis. Gene Ontology annotation, biological process: telomere maintenance; interstrand cross-link repair; double-strand break repair via nonhomologous end joining. The record is from RefSeq and is a predicted model, not a curated record. NCBI's taxonomy places the organism in Eukaryota, Metazoa, Arthropoda, Insecta, Hemiptera, Aleyrodidae. Gene Ontology annotation, molecular function: 5'-3' DNA exonuclease activity; damaged DNA binding.